AUGGCGCCUCCAAAGCUAAUAGGGCCAACACAACGCACUAUAAAACGUCCGGCCCUAAGUGAUGUUAGUAAUAUCCCGGCGGUAAGAGCAGCAAAGCCAAUCGCUACUAAACCUACUACAAAUGCCACUAUCCUCUCAAAAACAGCAGCAAAGCCAAUCGCUACUAAACCCACUACAAAUGCCAGCAUCAUCCCAAAAGCAGCAGCAAAGUCAAUCGCUACUAAAUCUACUACAAAUGUCACUAUCGUCUCAAAAACAGCAGUAACAGCAGGAGGAACAUCUAAUUAUGGCGAGACUUCCUCGUUAAAACAACAACUGCAACAACAAUCACUGCAAAUAAAACAACAACCACCACCACCAAAAGAACAAGUAGUUACUACUACUACUACUACUACAACGUCCGCACAUAAUUCAAAGAGAAUCAAAGUUCAGGAGGAAUGGGAAGAUCUUGAUAAAGAUGAUGUUAAUGAUCCAUUGAUGGUUUCAGAAUAUGUUGUUGAAAUAUUUGAAUAUUUACAUGAACUUGAAAAAGAAACAAUGCCGAACCCUAAUUACAUGGAAUUCCAAAAAGAAUUACAAUGGAAAAUGCGUGUAAUACUAGUCGACUGGCUCGUCGAAAUCCACAAUAAACUCCGUCUUUUACCCGAAACAUUAUUCCUAACCGUCAAUAUCGUCGAUCGCUUCCUUUCAGUACGCGUCGUCUCAUUAGUGAAACUCCAGCUGGUGGGAAUCACGUCAAUGUUUAUCGCGGCGAAAUAUGAGGAAAUUUGUGGUCCAUCAAUCAAGAAUUUCAUUUUCCUUUCCGAUGGCGGAUACUCUGAAGCAGAAAUGUUGAAGGCCGAACGGUAUAUAUUGCAAACUCUCGAUUUCAAAUUGAGUUAUCCGUCACCGAUGAAUUUCUUGAGACGAAUUUCUAAAGCAGAUAAUUACGAAGUUAAUGCUCGUACAAUUGCAAAGUAUCUUCUUGAAGUUAUGUUGCUGGAUCAUCGGUUCUUGGCUACACCACCGUCUAAAGCUGCUGCUGCCGCUUUAUUUCUUGCGCGUUAUGUGAUUGGAAAUGCGGAAUGGCACGCCAAUUUAGUACAUUAUUCGACCUACACCGAAGAAGAACUCAUGUCGACUAUUGAAUUGCUCAUUGAUCACCUGAAGAGACCUAGAAAAGUAGAGGCAGUAUACAGGAAAUAUUCGGCUAAACGAUUCAUACGAGCCAGCGUCUACGUGCAGGAAUGGAUUAACAGGAAUUAUAAGGACACCAUCACCACAACAGAAAAUUAUC
Molecule: messenger RNA, 1276 nt
Organism: Ambispora leptoticha
Lineage: Eukaryota; Fungi; Glomeromycota; Glomeromycetes; Archaeosporales; Ambisporaceae
Source: the annotation of a GenBank genome assembly